AUGGCCUGCCGGAGCGGCUGCUGUUGUGGCUUCGGUCCCUUCAACGAGGAUAACGCCAGGUUCCUAAUGUUAGCGGUGUUUAUAAUCCUAUACCUCCUCUGCGGUGCCGCUGUCUUUUCAGCACUGGAACAGCCGAUGGAAGCAGAGGCGAAGGACCGCUGGGCGCAGCGUUUUGAACAGUUUAGCCAAAAGAAUAACCUGAGCAAGAAAGAGCUGGACAACUUCUUGAGGAACUACGAGGAGGCGAACUUGGCCGGGAUUCGCGUGGACACUAUCAGACCUCGGUGGGACUUUACCGGCGCGUUCUACUUCGUGGGGACUGUGGUCUCGACCAUAGGGUUUGGAAUGACCACGCCAGCGACCAUCAGCGGUAAGAUCUUCCUCAUCUUCUACGGCCUGAUCGGCUGUGCCUCCACCAUCUUGUUCUUCAACCUCUUCCUAGAGCGCGUCAUCACCGUCAUCGCCUUCGUCCUCAAGUCCUGCCACGAGCGUCGCCACCUUCGCAAGGCCGUGCUUCCUCAAAAUGGCCGCCGACGCCUCUCUGAGGGCAGCGGUGGAGGCGGCAGGGGCGGAAGAGGCGGCAGGGGAGAGGGGCUGGCUGGGUGGAAGCCCUCGGUGUACUGUGUGAUGUUGAUCCUGGGCGCCGCCGCCAUCUUGGUAUCCUGCUGUGCCUCGGCCAUGUACUCUGCUGUAGAAGGCUGGGGCUACCUGGAUUCUCUGUACUACUGCUUCGUAGCGUUCAGCACCAUUGGGUUUGGGGACAUGGUGAGCAGCCAGAUGUUUGCAUACGACGAGGGGAAUGAGAACCAGACGGCGUACCGGGUGGGUAACUUCCUGUUUAUUCUGACAGGAGUUUGCUGUAUCUACUCCCUGUUCAACGUCAUCUCCAUCGUCAUCAAACAGGUGCUGAACUGGCUGCUGAGGAGGCUGGAGGUGCCAUGUCGCUGCCCAGGGAGGGGGGGCCACCAACCGCACACCAGACACCCCCGCAGGAACGUGGUAGUGCCCGGACACCUGAGGGCCAGGCGGGACCUGUCCAUCGAGACGGACGCGGUGAACGACAGCGAGGCGGACGGACGGAGGAUGUCUGGAGAGAUGAUCUCCAUGAAAGACUUCCUGGCUGCCAAUAAGGUGAACCUGGCCAUCAUGCAGAAGCAGCUGUCAGAGAUGGCUAACGGUCACCCUCGCCAGUCAGGCUCCAGCUCCCGCCACAAUGGCUUCUCCGGAGGGGUGGGCGCCCUGGGCAUCAUGAACAACCGCCUGGCGGAGACCAGCGUGGACAGAUAGGCCUACACCUAUGUAUACAUAUAAGUCAGACUGAUUGACUGGCCAGAGAGACAGUCACAAGAAAUCAGGACUUCCUCUAAAAAUACAUUGGUUUUAAUUGAACAAAUAGAGAAAUGUACAAUACCCCAGCCCAACUCAAUUCCAGGAGAAUAAUUGACCCCAUGGACUAAAGCCUGGCCAGACCACAUCAGUUAAGAAUAUGUCACGUACACCCCGCACAUUCAAUCAAGGGGAAGGGGAAGGAAGUGCAGUGGCAUUCAGUGUGCAGAAAGUUAGCUGUUUCAUAACUGUAGAGACAAUGAAAUACAGUACGUCUGCCCUACUUAAUCAAGCUGUCCGUCGCAGGAGAACAAUUGACCUGAAGUACCAACCUAUACCGCGACGAGGUUCCAUUGUAAAAGAACUCUGCCUGCCGCCACCCAUUCUUCUCUGAUGCAUGCUGGUUCAUCAGGCAGUGUCUGUGUGCCUGUGUGCAUGAGUGGGUUUGUGUGUGUGUCUCCUUCACCCACAUCUGGAUCAUGACCAACUGUAGCUACUGCUGGAAUCUGGUGGUUACGGUUACCGAGGCAGUUUCCAUGGUGACACUACAGAAUACAGAAAGCUACCCAGAGACAUUGUAGCUGAGUGGUUUCAAACUACCCUAUGGUAUUCUUCAUAUCACUAGCGAAUAACAGCUAGCCAACAAACUGCUCAUCACCACGACUACAAACAGCCUACACUGUCAUUUUGAUCAAGAAGACCCACCGCUCGCCUGCUUUUCAGAGAAAACACCUAAAGGGGAAAUAGCCUUCUAAGAAAAAUACUGAAUUUCCACUGUGUGUAAGAAACCUUAACCGAUCUAUAAGGGGAGACAGCCUUAUGAAAGGCAGGCAAGACUUUUAGAGACAGCUGAAUGUGGCAAACAGAAACACUGUCUAAUUAUCAUGCUUCUGUCUGAGUGGUUAUGGCUACAGACUUGUUAUGUUCAUCAGCUGUGAUGGGUUUUCUAUUGCACUGCUUCCUCUAU
Molecule: messenger RNA, 2293 nt
Organism: Salvelinus namaycush (lake trout)
Lineage: Eukaryota; Metazoa; Chordata; Actinopteri; Salmoniformes; Salmonidae
Product: potassium channel subfamily K member 13-like
Exons: 4
Coding region: 1-1287 (428 amino acids)
Biological process (GO): stabilization of membrane potential; potassium ion transmembrane transport
Cellular component (GO): membrane
Molecular function (GO): potassium ion leak channel activity
Source: RefSeq, a predicted model, not a curated record